This is a messenger RNA of Lymnaea stagnalis (great pond snail), 353 nucleotides long. The record is from the annotation of a GenBank genome assembly. NCBI's taxonomy places the organism in Eukaryota, Metazoa, Mollusca, Gastropoda, Lymnaeidae.
CAAUAUCCGUGCCGCAAGCCAAAGGUGCCGCCGGGUUGGAUGAAAUCGUUACAGGGAAUAAUAAAGCGAAACCUGACCUAGAAGAGGAGCGACAAAACCGUCCCAGGUCUCUUCCCAGCCCGCAAGACGUCGACCAAUCAACCGACGCAGCCAAGGACCUGGCUCCGCCGGACGACUCCACCGCACGGGAACGCCCGUCCCCACCCGACGUGGCACCGGAUCAGGACGACGGGUCGACAGAUCCAGGUCAACAAGAGGGCAGCAGUAAUGGAGGGGAUCGUGGGCCGCCAGUAGACCAGCAAGAAGAUAAAGGUGCCGAGGGCUCCGGGCAAGAUUAAAACAGACACUUGCGU